CCAUCAACCUGGCUUCAAGAACUAGUAGUGCAACUGUUCAAGCCAUCACAAAAUAAAAGGAGAGUCGCUAUCCUGUAUAGAAAGCCACGUCUUCCCCAUGCUUUUUUAGCCCUCGACCAGGCUAGAGCAGGACCCGCAGUUACACCGGAUCACGUGGACAUCAGCUGACGUGGAAGUUUAACGUGGAAAAUCAAUUUCUACGGCUCACUUAACGUUCAUCAUCUAAGUUACGCUUGGGGAACCAAAACAAGAACUACCUGACCUGGCUGCACCUCAUUCAAGUAAGUUGUCGACAAGAUGGCCCAUCUCUCAACCCUUUUCAAAUACUUGGACGAACACCAGGAUCUCUAUGUUGAGCGCCUGGCGGAAUGGGUGGCUGUCCAGAGCGUGUCUGCCUGGCCGGAGAAGCGUGGGGAGAUCAAAAAGAUGAUGGAGAUAGCAGCCAAAGACAUCGAGAGACUUGGGGGCACAGUAGAGAUGGUGGACAUCGGCAAACAAAAGCUUCCGUCCGGGGAGGAGAUCCCCCUGCCCCCCAUUGUCCUGGGCCAGCUUGGUUCUGACCCGGCCAAGAAGACCAUUUGUAUCUACGGUCACCUGGACGUCCAGCCGGCCAACCUUGAAGAUGGCUGGGACACGGAGCCCUUCACACUGGUGGAGAAAGACGGUAAGCUCUUCGGAAGAGGGUCCACAGACGACAAGGGUCCAGUACUGGCCUGGUUCAACUGCAUCGAGGCGUACCAGAAGAUCCAGCAGGACCUUCCCAUCAACAUCAAGUUCUGCUUUGAGGGGAUGGAGGAGUCCGGCUCAGAGGGUUUGGAUGAGCUCAUCUUCGCCCGCAAGGACACCUUCCUGAAGGACGUCGACUACGUGUGCAUCUCAGACAACUACUGGCUGGGCAAGACCAAGCCCUGCAUCACCUACGGCCUCCGAGGCAUCUGCUACUUCUUCAUGGAGGUGGAGUGUGGCGAUAAGGACCUUCACUCUGGCGUGUUCGGCGGCUCCGUUCAUGAAGCCAUGACCGACCUCAUCACACUCAUGGGCUCCCUGGUGGACAAGAAGGGGAGGAUCCAGGUGCCAGGGAUGUACGACAACGUGGCUGAAGUCACCGAGGAGGAGCAGCAGCUGUACGAGAAGAUCGAGUUCGACCUGGGAGAGUACUGCAAGGACGUGGGCGUCUGCAAGCUGCUGCACUCCACCAAGGAGCAAAUCCUCAUGCACCGCUGGAGGUAUCCAUCUCUCUCUCUCCACGGCAUCGAGGGGGCGUUCUCCGAUGGAGGGGCCAAGACGGUUAUUCCCAGGAAAGUCAUUGGAAAAUUCUCCAUCCGCCUUGUCCCUGACAUGGACCCCAAAGUGGUGGAGAAACAGGUGGUAGAUUACAUGCAGAAGAAGUUCUCUGAGCUGGGGAGUCCCAACAAGAUGACGGUCAGCAUGGGCCACGGUGCCAAGGCAUGGGUCUCUGACUUCAACCACCCUCACUACAUGGCCGGUCGCAAGGCUAUGAAGACAGUCUUCGGCGUGGAGCCGGACCUGACCCGCGAGGGCGGCAGCAUCCCAGUCACUCUGACCUUCCAGGAGGCCACGGGACGCAACGUCAUGCUGCUCCCCCUCGGGUCCUCAGACGACGGGGCCCACUCUCAGAACGAGAAGCUCAACAGGACUAACUACAUCCAGGGGACCAAGAUGCUGGGAGCCUACUUCCACGAGGUUUCCCUGCUUGAAUAAAUGGAAUAAAACAACACGGCAAUCAAAUAUCAACUCACCUGUUGACUAUGUAUUAUCAUGGACCCUUCUGCCAGCUCCCCUACAGACCUUGGGGCUUCAGUAUUACACAGUAUUGAAUGUCCUUUACUAGCUAGACCUGUGUCUUACAAUAAAGGCUAAUCUUUUCCUUUGUAUGAA
Messenger RNA from Gadus macrocephalus (Pacific cod), 1899 nucleotides. Its product is annotated as cytosolic non-specific dipeptidase-like. Gene Ontology annotation, cellular component: cytosol. Gene Ontology annotation, biological process: proteolysis. Bases 298 to 1722 code for a protein of 474 amino acids. The record is from RefSeq and is a predicted model, not a curated record. The transcript has 12 exons. Lineage: Eukaryota; Metazoa; Chordata; Actinopteri; Gadiformes; Gadidae. Gene Ontology annotation, molecular function: metallodipeptidase activity.